AACGUUCCUUCAUUGGGAACAACGGCUGCAAGACUUGAAAUCAGUGGCCAUCUAAAAAAUUAGAAGAAGAAGAUCUCAGCUGAUUCUUGAGCUUCGUAACACCGGCUGCAAUUAUUUCCCAGAAAAUAGAAUUUAUCGAGCUUCUAUGCGUUUUCUGUUGAGAUAAGUCGUGAAAAAAUUCCAUCGUAUUGAAAUUCAUUCUUUUGUACUGUAAGUUCUUUUCUCUUGGAGUGAUUCAUCAUGAUAAUACUCAGAGGGAUUGACACGUCUAUUUUUUCAACGAAAAUCAGGAAAAGAUUUGCUCUUCGGUUGAGUAAUUAUAUUAGAGGGUCAUCCAUAAUGUCAUUUAAAGAGGAAAAGGAAAAAUACUUGAAAAUGUCGAGAGAGGAAAAGAUGCAGCAUUAUAAAUCGGAUAUCACAACAUUGGAGCAGAUCCUGACUCUCCCUAAUUAUUUCCAGAAGAAUAAAGGGGUUAGAGUAUCUUCUGAUCUAGCAAAUAAAUUAUCAAUAUGGCAGGGGGACAUAACAUCUUUGGAAAUCGACGCAAUUGUCAAUGCCGCGAAUUCGAGCCUGAUGGGAGGUGGAGGAGUGGACGGAGCGAUUCACAGGGCAGCUGGACCGAAUCUCAAGAAAGAAUGUGCUACACUGAAUGGUUGUUCGGUUGGAGAAGCUAAAAUCACUGGAGGAUAUAAACUGCCAGCUAAACAUAUCAUUCACACGGUUGGACCUCGAGGAGAAAAACCAGAGAAAUUGAGAGAGUGUUAUCGUAAUUGUCUGCAAUUGGCUACAGAUAAUGGCUUGAAGACCAUCGCCUUUCCUUGUAUAUCGACUGGAGUCUAUGGAUAUCCUCAGAAACCAGCUGCUGAAAUCGCCAUCAACACCGUCAAAACUUUCCUCGAAGAAAAUCGAGAGAAGGUCGAUCGCGUGAUAUUCUGUCUCUUCCUGCAGACAGACAAAGACAUAUACGAGGAAUUGCUCCAGACCUAGGCUACGCUAUUGGAAUUAUUUUCAAUGUAAAUUUCUCGAUGUAAAAUAAAUCGGGAGAUUUUUUCUCAGAAAAUAAAUCAUUUGU
Fopius arisanus is the source of this 1072-nucleotide messenger RNA. RefSeq names its product O-acetyl-ADP-ribose deacetylase MACROD2. Bases 241 to 987 code for a protein of 248 amino acids. The record is from RefSeq and is a predicted model, not a curated record. Gene Ontology annotation, biological process: peptidyl-glutamate ADP-deribosylation; DNA damage response; purine nucleoside metabolic process. Gene Ontology annotation, cellular component: nucleoplasm. NCBI's taxonomy places the organism in Eukaryota, Metazoa, Arthropoda, Insecta, Hymenoptera, Braconidae. Gene Ontology annotation, molecular function: ADP-ribosylglutamate-[protein] hydrolase activity. The transcript has 6 exons.